UUUGCUUUUUUUGACCCCACCCGCGGGCGUCCCGCGUUGCCGCUACUUUGUCCGCCUCGGGACCCUCCCGGGCUGCCGCGCUCACACGUGCACGUGGAUAUCAGGGGCGGUGGGGAGUGAAGUUUUCCCUUCUUGGCCUGCCUGCAUAGAGUGGCUGGUCUGCAAAGCCACUCCAGAGCAACACAGCUACCUGGUAAGGAAUGGAGAUUGGAACUCUUUACAGGAAGCGCAAAACAGUUGAAAAAGAAACAGUGCAGAAGAAGAAAAGAAAUGAGGAAGAAAAUAGUAUCUCCUGUUCAGACUCACCAGCAGAAUAUGAAUGCAUCAUGAAUGGUUUGGAAUUUGUUAUUCAUUCUUAUGAUAUUGGGUUGUACGUGAACUCAUCCACUCCUCUCACAGAUGAACUGAAGUAUAACCUUCUUGUGAAUACCUUCACACCACCUCAUGACUAUAAUUUCAAGGGAGAUUCAACAGGAAUACGCAGCUUUCGCCACAUAUGGUUAAUUAGAUACUCGCCCUGGCUGUGCUACUCUUCCUAUUUGAAAGGACCAUUCUGUAAAUACUGCAUUGUCUUCCCACAGCCUGAUCUUUGUGGGAGGCAGGGAGGCUUCAUCAUGGUGCCCUUUGUGAGGUACAACGAUUUUCAUGUCUGCGCUAAAAAACACAUGUCCAGCGCAUGGCACAAGAGUGCCGAAGUCGAUGCAACUAACUUCUUAACCAGCAUGAACGUCUUCGAAACAAACUUUGCUUGCCAGCUUGACAGCAGCAUUAACCGGAUAGUCAAUGAAAAUCGCAAAAAACUGCAGUCGAUCUUGUCAACCAUCAUAUUUUGUGGCACCCAUGACAUUCCUUUACACGGGGAAACAAGAAAAACGGGGAACAUGCAGAGCCUCUUGGCGUUUCGCGUCGAGGCUGGAGAUGUGACCCUAAGAGAACAUCUAGAAAAUGAGACUGGCAAUGCUCAGGACACGUCCAUCCAGAUAGAAAAUGAAUUGAUUAAGUUGUGUGUGGAUGCCAUCAGAGAAGAGAUAGUUUCUGCCGCCAAUGGCUCUGCUGGUUUCUCAGUUCUUGUGGGCGAAAGCGCCAAGAUUUCUGGGGAGGACCAUUUGUCACUCGGCAUACGUUUUGUGGACACGACUGGCGCUAAACCUCAAGUUCGAGAGGAAUUCCUUGGUUUUGCAGCACCGAAGGGAUGGGACGCUACCUGCGCUGCUGAAACCAUCAUUGAGGAGUGCACCAAGUAUGGUUUAAAUCUUGAAAAAUUAUGUGGCCAAGGGUACGACGGGUGCUCUAAAUUGGCCGGGAGAGAGGGUGAUGUGCAGGCUAAAAUAAAAAGCAGGUACCCCAAGGCUACUUUUGUCCACUGCGUGGCGCACACACUCAACCUGGUUGUGAAUGACUUAAACGCUGUACCCGAGAUAAGGAAUGCGGUGGGCACAAUCAAAGCUAUCCUUUGCUUUUUCCUUGAGAAUCUGAGGAGAGGAAACCUUAGUCCAGCAGUUCUAUCGCUGGAUGAAGCACUUCGGACUGCAAAAUACAAGCACGUCAGAUUUUUUUCCAAGAAUUUUGUACAGAUCUUUGAUCAGUUAAGAAACCUGGCCGCUACUUCAGGUCAAAUCUGCCAGGAUGCGUAUCAAUUAUACUGUGCUUCAGGAACACCUAAUUUUCUCGUUUGCCUUGUUAUCAUGUCAAACUAUUGCAGUAAGUUAGAGUCAGUGACCCAAGCUCUGCAGACUGUCCAGCUUGACAUGAUGAAAGUGUACGAACACAUCCAGGAGCUCUUAACCGUCUUUCGUGGCCACAGAGAAAAAGCAGAGGAGCACUUCAAGGGAAUUUUUUCGGAAGUUCAAGAACUAGCGGACAAGUUGGAUAUUGACUUACAUAUUCCCAGACGGAGCGACUUGCAAAGGAACUCAAAUGCCAUUGUCCCAACUGAGGAAGAAUAUUUCCGCCAGUCACUCUAUAUACCCUACUUGAACUCGAUAAUCUCAUGGCUGGAAAGCCGGUUUGGUCCAGAAAGCAAGGUGGUUUUUGGAAUCUUUUCGCUUCAUCCCAAAAACAUGGCUAACAUUGGCCUUGAGACAUUGAAAGCGAAGAUGGAAAAAAUAAGUGAAUUAUGUGAAAUUGAAAAUCUGGAAACUGAAACAAUCACCUGGUAUGAAAAAUGGUUGGGGAAGAAGGAAGAAAGGAUUGAAAAUGGGAAGAAUGGACUUCUGGAUUUGCUGCAAUACGUUGACCAAUAUCCUUCAAUUCAACAAACCAUUUCCAUUGCUCUGGCAUUGCCAGUAACAACUUGUACAAUGGAAAAAUCAUUCAGUACAAUGAGAAGGGUAGAAACAUUGUUGAAGUCAACACUGGUAGAUGACCAAUUGUCUGGACUUUGCAUGAUAAGUGCUCAUCGGAUAAAAAUUAAUGAAAAUAAGGACAUCUUACUCCAAAAAGUGAUUGACAGAUUUGGAGAAGAUAACAAACAUUUACAAUUUGUCUUUGAAAAAUAACUGGUUGACUAUUUUCUAAUUAUUUUUAUAAAGAGGGAUGAAUAUAAGGAGGUAUAAAAAGACUAAAAUGCAAGUGGCAGAAUUACAGAAGGAAAUUAAACAAAUCCAGAAUAUAAUAAAGAUGAUUAUGUUCCAGUAUAUAAUUAGAGACUUACAAUAUAAAAUAUAUCAUCCAUUUUCUAAACACGUAAUAUCUGUAUUGAAGUGUAAACUGAAAAUGCUUGAUUAAUAGAGUGUACAUCAUUAGGAAAAAGUAUAAACAACAUUAAGUCAAAAGUUUUCCGUCAAAUAUUAACAUAUAAAGUGUCUAUAUAAGAAAAUCUAAUGUUUCCAUAUUGUCUACUCAUACAUUUUCUAAUUUGGGAAUGGAAGUGUUGAUUUAGUGUUAAUUCUAAUUAUGCUGGAUUGAUGCUGGUCUAUAAGCAUAACACAUUUUAAUGGAUUGUACUUUUAUGUCCUUUUUAGAGUACUGCAGUGAAAUUACAUCCAUGUUUCCUGAGAAAUAAACUCUAUUGAAUUCAAUAGGAUUUAUUUCCAACUGAUUACAAUAGCUGUCUAAAGGGUUGGGCUGUCUCAUGACUUAGUUUGAAUUUUUCCUGUGAGUCUGCUCUAAGGAGAAUUAACUUUGAAUGCGUCUAUUAGUUGCUUUUUAACAAUAGAUUAAACAGAUUAGUGUCUGUUUUGCUGGGGGGGGGCGGGAACAUAUGUUAGCUAAAAUAACUUAAAUGUAGUGGUCAAUAUCUGGUGUAUUUUUUGAAAUUAUCUGUGUUCAUAAGGAGUGGGUUUGAGCAUGUUCAAGAUCCUUUUGAGUACUGGGAUUGCAGCCUUUUCUCUUUUUUUUAAUCCAACCUCAUUUUCUCCGAAUUAAAAGGCAAAGGGUUUCAAACGGGAGUGCCCAAAACUACCCUUGGCUUUUCAAACAGAGCUUUGUGAAAAAAUGAAAGCCAUUCAGACAAAAAGAGACUCUUUUCCUGUAUUAUGAAUAUUCUAUAUUCUUAUGUGUGCCCUGAGGAUAUCAUAUGCAGAUUGCAAAAAAAAAAAAAAAAAAUCCAGGCCACCCACAGAUGGCAAGAAAGCUAUGGAGAACUUCGUCUGAUUAUUGAGGUGGCCAUUCAGACUUUUGCAACCAACCUCAUAGCCUUAAAUGUACAGGAAACCACUUCUGCCUGCAUGUGCUCCUCCCUUUUUCUUUCUUACAGUAAGCCAAAUACAAUUCAUUUUAUUUGGAUAUUACUGUGGUGGAUUAUGUGACUCAUCACGGGGAACGCUGUA
Pseudonaja textilis is the source of this 3770-nucleotide messenger RNA. Lineage: Eukaryota; Metazoa; Chordata; Lepidosauria; Squamata; Elapidae. The record is from RefSeq and is a predicted model, not a curated record.